GUAGGCCGACUCCAUGUUACCAUAGUAACAGCAUAGCCGCAGCUCAUCUGUUGGUUGUCCGCAGUAGCUGUGGAAAAACUGCGUUAAAGUGGUUGCUGGGUCAUUUUUAAGCGCCGCGGAGCUGCAGGGAGCAUCUCAGGACCGGGCAGCAGGUUCUGAAGGACUCACGAUGUCUAAUGAUCUCGCUGGAGUGUGGGAGGUGGCGCUGAGUGAUGGAGUCCACAGAAUCGAGUUUGAACACGGGACCACCACCGGAAAGAGGGUCAUCUACGUGGAUGGAAAGGAGGUCCUGAGACGGGACUGGAUGUUCAAACUGGUGGGGAAGGAAACUUUCAGCGUGGGGAGUUCAGACACCAAAGCCACCAUCAAUAUAGAUGCAGUCAGUGGCUUUGCCUAUGAAUACACCCUGGAGAUCAACGGGAAGAGCCUGAAGAAGUACAUGGAGAACAGGUCAAAGGUCACCAGCACCUGGUUGCUCAACUUAGAUGGCAUUGACUGCAGAGUGGUCCUGGAGAAAGACACCAUGGAUGUGUGGUGUAACGGACAGAAGAUUGAGACUGCAGGUGAGUUCGUGGACGACGGCACAGAGACGCACUUCACACUCGGAGACCACAACUGCUGCGUGAAAGCUGUGAGCAGCGGGAAGAGACGAGACGGGAUCAUUCACACGCUGCUCGUGGACGGCACGGAGGUCGCUGAAUGCACAGAGUGAGCGUGACUGCGCCUGGAUGAAAGCAGAGAUCCGCUUUUGUAUCUGUGACACUGAGUGAGGGCGCGAGGUGAUUUAAAGCUGAUAAAGUCAGGGACCAACUGAGAGAAACAGUGCAUUGCUGGCUGUAGUGUGCGGGGUAUGUUAGCCAUAUAUAUACUGCUGAAAGCUGUCCUGUAAAUAGCAUAGCUGAAGACAGAAGCUAAGUUUGAGCAGUUUUAGAAGACCGAGGGCAGCUACUAAUGCCAGAAACAAGCAUUUACUGUCUCCAAAUGUUCACACUGGAUAUUUGAUGUAUACACUGGUCUUUAUAAUCAUAUGAACACUAAUAAUCUCAGUAAUAUCAUCAACAUGGGAGUCCAGAUGUGCCACAUUAUUCUCUCUCAGCCAGAGUUUUAACACGAGCAGCUGCUUUUGAAGAAGUACUGUAUCACACAGCCAAAUGUUACCAGUGAGCUGUCCCAGUAAACCCUCACCUCAUUCUCUCUUACCUUUGUGCUAGCUUUCUUGUAUUUUCAAAUGUUUGGGAGUUGGAGGUUCAACAACAGGGUACAGCUUUAUUCCUUGAAUGUAGCACUGGACUUAUUCCUGUUCUGGUGUUGGCCUGUUACAUGCUUUGCGUUUUCAUUGGUUAAUUCUAUCGAUAUCAAGUGAUUAGCUUCCAACGGCCUGCUGUUGAUGUGUCAGAAUAUUUACAGGGUGCAUUGUCCUCAGUUUUCACGUAGGUAUAAAUCACUUACACAGCUGCAAUGGAUCACUCGCUGAUGUCCAAACAUACUUUAAAGACUUUCUGUUGUCUUUAGAAAGAUCUGUGACUGUGUUGUGCUGUCAAUUCAUGCGGUACUAUCAUAAAGUGUAUAUAAAAGAUGGACAAAGCCACUGUAAUGUCGCCCACAUUUGUCAAAGCCACAUUUUUGGACCCUUCAGCUGUCCACUGUGACCCUCUUAAGUUUUUUUUAAAACCAGAUGUCACAGAAGCGGGGUCGUUCUGUUAUUGCCCCCAUUAUCGUCUUUCUGAACACUAACAGUAAGCACAACUUAAAAAAACAAAACAUGUUGUAUUAGAUAUGAUGUAAAUGUAGUGAUUGAUACCACUGAUAAAUUAAUUAAGUGUUUACUGAGGUCACAGCUCAAAUGACAGAGGGCUCCUUUUCCACUGGGAUCUGUUGAGUUUUCUUUUCCUGCUACUAACCUGCUACUAUUUGACCACUAAUCGUGCCCAAGGACAGAAGUCGCCCUCUGCUGGCUAUUAGAAAGAAUGCAGGUUAAGGCAUUGGCUUCAUUUUACCAGUGUGGAAGCUAUGUCCAUCUUAUACAUGCAGUCUAUGGAUAAUGCAGAAUUUGAGCUAAACAUUUUUAUAAAAUCAUGGUUAUUAAAGAUUGAAGAUUUCUCCAAUGUAUGUGAAAUAAAUGUUUGGUAAGAGAGGUUCACUAAGGCUGUACUCACACUAAGAAAGCUGUGUCAUGCCCGAGUAUGUUUGUUCCCCAUUUUCCAGUUUGUUUGACCAGACUGCUGCAUGCUCCACCCCGGCAGGGUUACAUGAACUGCCCCAGUCCAGGUUCAGUGGGACUCAACAUGUGCGUGUUAUUUGACCACUAAUCGUGCCCAAAUACUUACAUGUAACUCCGGCAGUUGUUCAAUGACAGCUGCCUAUGAGAAAAUCACUGUGUUCAGCACUUCACAAAUCUAUAAGGCAUAUGAGAGGAUGAAGUGUCACGACUUUAAAAUGAAACUAGAUGCAUAAAACCAUGAACGUCACUGUAGACACAAACUGAUGCACACUCUGAGCCCAGACUGUUAAGAGUGAAUGCAGGCGAUCAGUGGAGUGGUGACGAGGCAACAGCCAUGAUGUGUGUGAGUGCAUCCUCACUAUUAGAAAUUGCUCAAACACUGAGCCAAUCCAAACUGGGUUUAGGCAUUAAAGAAAGUACUGUUGAUAUUUAGAAAGAGAGUGCGGUUACAAGAUGGCAUGUAGGAGAUUUUGAACUGAGAUUUUUGACCCUGCUGCAUAUAUUUCUAUGAGUUCCUUUUUCUAGGUGCAAAACAUGCAGAGAAUUCUUAAAGCUCACAAAUUGAUUUACUAAUGUUUGCAACACAAUUUAUUGCUAAUCGUGAUGAUAUUUAAUGCAGAAUAAAACAUGAAAAUGUUUCCAACUGUUA
Molecule: messenger RNA, 2870 nt
Organism: Oreochromis niloticus (Nile tilapia)
Lineage: Eukaryota; Metazoa; Chordata; Actinopteri; Cichliformes; Cichlidae
Product: fas apoptotic inhibitory molecule 1
Exons: 5
Coding region: 170-712 (180 amino acids)
Biological process (GO): negative regulation of extrinsic apoptotic signaling pathway via death domain receptors
Source: RefSeq, a predicted model, not a curated record